AUGCAGUAUGCAGACUUUGACUCGGACGAAAUGGUCGAAAAAAUUUACUACCCAGAACUGAAGGCCUUGUUGCGGUCACGCUUCAAACCACGCCGCAUCGAGAUACUAGAACACAUCAUCCGCAAACGCCACCCCUCAUACCCCAUCGCUACGGGGAAAGAUUACGACUUUCAGCAGCCGGCCUCGAUCGUCCACAUUAACUAUACGCCGGCAGCCACACUCAGCCUAGCCAAAUCGAAGCUUGGCAUAAAUCCGGAAGAAUUCAGCCAGUUGCGUACAGUAAACAGCGUCUGGAAACCACUCAAAGGACCAUUGAUGGAUUGGCCACUUUCGAUAUGUAAUGCAGAGACGGUUGAUCACAUCAACGACUUGACUCCAUGUGAAAUCGUGGGGAGAGCUGAAUAUACGGAAAAUUUCCAAGUGUAUCACAAUCUAAGUCAAGAGUGGCAUUACUUGAGUGGCCAAUUGCCCUCGGAGCUUAUGGUCUUUCAGCAGUCAGACACUGCCCAGCACGACUUCAAGGGGGUCCCUCAUGCGGGUUUCCGACACCCGGAUACGAGGCAAGAAGACGAUGCACCGGAAAGUAUUGAGGUUCGGUUGUUCAUGUUCUACUAG
Molecule: messenger RNA, 615 nt
Organism: Cladophialophora immunda
Lineage: Eukaryota; Fungi; Ascomycota; Eurotiomycetes; Chaetothyriales; Herpotrichiellaceae
Exons: 5
Coding region: 1-615 (204 amino acids)
Molecular function (GO): oxidoreductase activity
Source: RefSeq, a predicted model, not a curated record